Molecule: messenger RNA, 1022 nt
Organism: Tachyglossus aculeatus (Australian echidna)
Lineage: Eukaryota; Metazoa; Chordata; Mammalia; Monotremata; Tachyglossidae
Gene: SURF2
Product: surfeit 2
Exons: 6
Coding region: 38-820 (260 amino acids)
Source: RefSeq, a predicted model, not a curated record
GCCCUCCUCCUCCUCCUCCGUUGGGCCUCUGGCCGCCAUGGCCGACGGAGGUCCCCCGGUGCCCGCCGCCGUGCGGGCCUUCCUGCUGCGGCACCCGGCCCUUCGCCUCGACCCCGCCCGGGGAAAGGUGCGGUGCCUCCUGAGCGGGCACGAGAUGCCGUGCCGCCUGGCCGACCUGCAGACCUACACGGGAGGGGCCAAGUAUCGCCGCCUGGCCGGAGGGGCCCCCCCGGCCUUCUGCUACACCCAAUUCCAGCCCCACAUCGUGCCCGACCAUCACAACACGCACCAGCUGUUCUGCAAGCUCACGCUACGACGCAUCAACAAACUUCCAGAACACGUGCUCCGCCACGUCCGGGGCCGCCGCUACCGGCGCGCGCUGCAGAGAUAUGAAGAAUGCCAGAAGCAGGGCGUGAAAUUCGUCCCCGCCUGCCUGCUGCAGAAGAAGCGGCGGAGAGAAGACCAGGCCGGCGGCCACGGGCAGCCCCAGAGGGAGGGCAACUUCUGGGAACCCGCGUCCAGUGACGAAGCGGGAAACGAGAGUGAUGACAGCAUGACAGACCUGUACCCCCCCACGCUGUUUACCGAAAAGAGCGGAGCCGAGGCCGGAGACGGCCGCGCCGCCUCCUUGUCCGGCGGAGAGGGAGGAGGGCCAGCGCCUUCGGGAGAGAACGGCGAUGUGAGCGGAGGAGAGAAGAUGGAGGUGGAUGAGUUGGCCGGCACCAAGAGGGGAAAGAAGCGGCCGGCGUCUGUAACGAAGUUCAAGAGCCACCACCACCAUAAACCCAAGAGCUUCAAGAGGAGGGCAGAUGUUAAAUAACCUCCGUGGAGUAAAACAAUCCACGGCUAUUGUAAAUGAGGAGGAGGAAAGCGCAGGGCCAGAAAGAAAGGGGAGACCUUUUAAGUCUCCUCCAGUGUCUGCCCCUGGGUGCGGGGGGCGGGAGUGGAAUUAAAAGAGAUGGAUUUUGAAGGACUCGGGGCUGCUAUAGAUUGUGAUAAAGCCAGCACGGUGGAAGUUGAAA